AUGAUGGACUUUUCUGGGCUUGAUAUUGAAGAUACCGAAGAUUAUGACGGAGCUAGGUUGGCUGUCGUUCCGGGCGAGUCUAUCACGUCCCAGCUCUCGGAACUCGCCCCCUCGAAUCCCGGAAGGACCCUCCUCCCUUCCACCGUGGCCCGGGCCGUCAGCUUCGCAACAAGAUCAACCAGUCUUGCCCUGCGGGUGGGCACUAUUUUGACCGGUUAUGGCUUCGACGCUGCCAAGAUGACGACCCUGUCCAGCUUGGAGAUGGGUCGUUUUGUCCUCGAAGGAAUCCUCGGCCGGGCUGGUAGAGACGCAAUCGCUCGUUCUUCUUCGGAACAUGGGCGAAAAGAGGCCGAGAAUAUGCUCGAAAAGAGCUUGGAGAACCUACACCGGACCAUGAGUCAGAUUCUCUUCUGGACAACAACAGGCUUCCAUGUGACGGGGACAACAAUUGCCAUGUUCUCCGAGACCUCACAGCUUCUUCUUUCCACCUUGGACCAAUUUUUCGGCUCGACUGACUCUUCUCGCGCCAUGGCCAGCAUCAUCACGCUCAUACGAAGGGAGUUUCGAAAUCCAGCUACUGGCGCACAAGGCGAACAAGUCGGAGUUCUUGAUCUGAUGCUUGGACUUUGCGGCAUGGCGUAUCUGCAGAGAUGGUGUCGACGAUCGCUUGACGAGGAGACGCGGGCGCUUCAGAUUGAGGAGAUCAUUUGGGAUGUCGUGGUUCUCAGUGAUGGUAUGCGGGUCGAUGUCCACGAGGAGAGUGUCUAUGGUGUGCAUGAUGGUGAGUUUACGGAGGACUUAUCCUCCACCAGUGGCAGCGGCGCACAUGACAGCGAGGAGGACGCAGAAGAAAGGAUAAAAAACCAAAUAAUACGGUCUCUCGGCGACAACGCCAAGGUUUCCAUCACCACCAAGAUCAACACCACAAAAACAAUCACCGUCGAUAUUCAAGGACCGAUACACGACAUACCCGUCUCCCCGCCACCAGGAGUUGAACUCAUUGAGGAGAGUAGGAAUACCCGCCAAAUCUCCUCACAGACGCAACUCCCGGCAGACCACAUCCCUCAUGCCUGUCGUGUUGUGUACCGGCUGAAUCGCAACCAGGAGAGAAGGUAUUCCAUCACAAAGGAGGAUGGGGAUAUCAGCCAAGUGACCGGAUAUGUCGAGCAGCUAGACGACACUGACGACACCAUGUCCGAACGCUCAUUGCCAACAGUUGACACCUUACCUUCGGUACCAACCAAGUCACUGGAACACGCGCCAGAUUCUGCCAUUCCACGUCCCGGCUCUUCCGCUUCCGCUGCCUCCAGCUCUUCCAAGAGUCGCAUCCCCUCAAUUCAGAUGCCGAAGAAGCGGAGUGAGAACACGACAAGCCAGAAGCGCCCUCGAAUACCACCCACUGCCUCCUCAUCAAACAAGCGUCAGGAAACGGCAGCAUCGCGGACAUCUGGUAGUCGCUUUAUGUCGUCGAAAACCAGAGAGGAUGCAGAGUCGAAAAGGAAACCAGUCGAGAAGAAGAGCGGAUUUCGAAAGUUCUUUAGCAGAGACGAUUCGGAUUCGGAUACCCCCUCGCGCAAGAAGAAGGAAGGUCAAAGUUCCAGCAGUACAAGGUUGACCAAGCCUGAACCUUCACCCAAGUACAAGUUUGCUUUGCCUAGUCCUAUCCGGACUUCGGCUCCUCAUCGUCCUUCGACUUCUUCUCGUCCAACGCACCGCGCGUCUUCCGCUUCGAUCCCUAGGAUAGAGGAACCAACGGUGUCUCCGAAGAGCAGCUCUGGUAGCCUCGGAAGGAAAAACGUUGAGAGGUCUCAAUACAUACGGCCCCCAUCACGGACGAGCUACAUUUCGGUUCAUGAGAGGCGCCGCGACUCAGUAUACUCGCAGACAGAAUCAUACUCAAUCUCUGCGGCCGACGACUUCCGACACUCCAGGGCUCCUUCGCCAUGCGCGAUUGAGACCGACGACGAAGAUGCCGGCUCUCUGGUCAAUCCUCGAUCAUCCGAUCCUGCCCUCUCACCCCCCUACGGUCUUCCAUCACCAAUAAACGGGAGACGAAUGAAGUCGAGGUACACUCCGAGCAUCUACACCCUCCCACACGAAUCAACAUCUUCCCUCAUUCCCUACAGAGAUCCACAUAAAAGCGCCUUCAGCAACACAGAAGCAUUGCGAGAACUGCGCCAAGCCGGCAUGGUGGAAGGCAUAUUUCCCAAACACCAUCUCCUCCGGAACAUCACGCGCUUCAUGCGUUUCGCCUCCGCAUCCUACGGCUCCAACUUCCUCAAGAUGCUCGGAAUCGCCAAACAAAUGCCCAUCCUGCGCGCCUUGGACACCGAGACCCACCACGAGCUACGCUCCUUCGCGCACCACACUGAAUCCGACGCCGGCAGCAUCCUGCUCUCCUCCUUCGUUGACCCCCAAGGCGGGUCUGACGGUACGGGUUCAACUAACACGGGCGUGCCCUUGGUGCACUACAUCAGUCUCGACCACGACUCCAAAGCCGUCGUGCUCGCCUGCCGCGGUACCCUGGGGUUCGAAGACGUCCUGGCCGACAUGACGUGCGACUACGAUGACCUCGUCUGGCGUGGUAAAGCCUACAAAGUACACAAGGGCAUACACGCCUCUGCCAAGCGCUUGCUGUACGGCGGUGACGGCCGCGUUCUGUACACCCUCAAACAAGCGCUGGAAGAAUUUCCUGACUACGGCCUCGUGCUCGCUGGCCACUCCCUUGGCGGUGGCGUCACCGCUCUCUUGGGCGUCAUGCUCUCCGAGCCCGCUCCCGGCUGCAACAGCACCAGCUUUGUCACGUCCGCUGAUCCGCACACGCACCUUUUGGGUGACUCACUCUUCACCGGCCUCGCAGCUACCCAACCUCCCCGCCAUGUCUGCUUACCCUCAGGUCGACCCGUGCACGUCUAUGCCUACGGCCCACCUAGUACCAUGUCGGCGUCACUGUGCAAGGCCACGAGGGGAUUGAUCACUAGCAUCGUCAACGGAAACGACAUGGUGCCCUAUCUCUCGUUGGGCGUGUUGCAUGAUUUCCAGGCUGUAGCGCUGGCGUUUAAGACGGAUAAUAACGAAGCAAAAGUGGAAGUGCGCCAGCGGAUCUGGGAGGCUUUCCAGACGGGGAUUGCAGAUAAGUGGUACGGUGGAAACCAGACUUCUUAUCCUGGGACCGCCGGAGGUCCCGGUCCAAGUGAUCCAUCAUCCUCCUCCUCCUCAUCAUCCUCUGUCCCAGGUACCGGCGGUGAAAGAGGAGGACCAGGCGACUUCUCAGACGACGACCAAUGGGCCUACGCUGCCCUCAAGGUGUUGCGCGCUUCCAUGAUGAGCCACAAGCUCUUGCCUCCGGGGGAGGUGUUUGUGGUGGAGAGCACCAGGGUGCUGAGAAGGGACGCGUUUUUGCUAGAUGGGGAGGAAGGACACCUGGGCAGGCCGGCACAGAGGAUUGUGCUCAAGUAUAUAAGGGAUGUGGAACAUCGGUUCAGGGAGGUCAGGUUUGGGACGAGCAUGUUGACGGAUCAUAGCCCGGGGAAAUACGAGGAUGCGUUGAAUAAGUUGCGGGCGGGGGUUAUGGAUGCUGCUUGA
This is a messenger RNA of Sordaria macrospora k-hell, 3585 nucleotides long. RefSeq lists its product as uncharacterized. The record is from RefSeq and is a predicted model, not a curated record. Gene Ontology annotation, molecular function: lipase activity. NCBI's taxonomy places the organism in Eukaryota, Fungi, Ascomycota, Sordariomycetes, Sordariales, Sordariaceae. Gene Ontology annotation, biological process: diacylglycerol catabolic process; arachidonate metabolic process.